This is a messenger RNA of Peromyscus maniculatus bairdii (prairie deer mouse), 1146 nucleotides long. RefSeq names its product RAB39A, member RAS oncogene family (gene Rab39a). Lineage: Eukaryota; Metazoa; Chordata; Mammalia; Rodentia; Cricetidae. Gene Ontology annotation, biological process: Rab protein signal transduction. Gene Ontology annotation, molecular function: GTPase activity; GTP binding. The record is from RefSeq and is a predicted model, not a curated record.
UAGCCGCAGGAAGAUGCUGGAAGCGGCGGGGCGCGCGCCGCAGAGGUGCUGAAGGGACAGUUCCCGCGGCAGAACUUGCCCCUGAGCGCGUGGGGCACAAAAGCGAUGGAGACUAUCUGGAUCUACCAGUUCCGCCUCAUCGUGAUCGGGGACUCCACGGUGGGCAAGUCGUGCCUCCUGCACCGCUUCACCCAGGGCCGCUUCCCAGGGCUGCACUCCCCCGCCUGCGACCCCACGGUUGGCGUCGACUUCUUCUCGCGCCUGCUGGAGAUUGAGCCGGGCAAGAGGAUCAAGCUGCAGCUCUGGGACACGGCGGGGCAGGAGCGCUUCAGAUCCAUAACUCGAUCCUAUUACCGCAACUCAGUUGGUGGAUUUUUAGUAUUUGACAUUACUAACCGACGGUCUUUUGAACAUGUGAAAGACUGGCUAGAAGAAGCGAAAAUGCACGUACAGCCUUUUCAUAUCAUCUUCCUACUGGUGGGACAUAAGUGUGAUUUAGCUUCACAGCGCCAGGUGUCAAGGGAAGAAGCCGAGAAACUGUCCACAGACUGUGGAAUGAAGUACAUAGAAACCUCAGCCAAAGACGCUACAAAUGUGGAGGAGUCCUUCACAAUCUUGACAAGAGACAUCUAUGACCUUAUUAAGAAGGGAGAGAUUUGUAUUCAGGAUGGCUGGGAAGGGGUUAAAAGUGGUUUUGUUCCAAAUACUGUGCAUUCUUCUGAGGAAGCCGUGAAGCCCAGGAGAGAGUGCGUCUGCUGACUUCAACAUGCCAAAGAACUAUCGCAGACAGGCCAUGACGCUUCUGGAUAAGAGUCACCAUGUACAGCAGAAUGGCGCAAGGAGUGAACAUCUACAAAACAUCCAGACCCACAGACCCACGGUAGCACCGUCAUUAGCUGCCGGAUACAGGGCUCUGUGCUCACCAGUCACAUGCUAACAGCUAGGGGAGUUGGCUGAGCUAUGAGGAAAAGAAGGCAACUCUUUUCCUGAAACCAGCGUCUACAAGAUUACAUCCAUUCUCACUUUCUUAGCAUAUAGCAGACCUUAGUGUCCAGAUAUGUCAGUAUUAUUCAUCUUUCUUGACAGUUGUAAAUGGAUUUUUUUGUAUACACGUAGUCUGGCUGAAAUAAAUGUAUCAGGAUUAUA